UCUGAGGCAAUAUUUGCCACUUUCCAGGAUUUUCCAAAUCUAUUACCAAAAUGUUCCAGUGUACCAUGCUGAAUCUGAAUGGAGGCAGCACAGGGCAGUUAGAAGAGUGAGUUAGUUCGUUAGUGACAAAACUGGGACCCAAACCACCGUGGUCUGUGCUUAUGGGGGCUUCUCUGGGCCUUAAAACAAAGGAUCUCAACCUGCAGAUGAUCAUGAAGUUGUAGUGCAGCUCUCCAGCAUCAUACAAAGAUUUACAAUGACUAAGGAUACUGGAAGAGUGAAGAUCCGAGAAUUUUAAGUCUGAAAUUUGCAUCACUACUUUGAACUAUAUAACCUUAAUUGGCAUACAGAAACGAAUCCUCUGAAAUGGGCAUGGUGGUACACAGCAGUAAUUCCAGCACUCUGGGAGACUGAGACAAAGGCAUUAUCUAUUGCAAUAAGCACAUUAUCUACUUUAUCACAACUGGACAUUGUGAUUAGAAAAGGUCCUGUGACAAAAUUCAAGAAGAUCUGAUAUAAAUGAGUAACAACUCAACAUGUAUUCAACCAUCCGUGAUCACUUCCAGAGCUUUACCAAUCACUUAUACCAUUCUUUGUCUUGUUGGUCUCUUUGGAAAUUCACUCUCUCAGUGGGUAUUUCUGACAAAAAUAGGUAAGAAAACAUCAACACACAUCUACCUGGCACAUCUUGUGACUGCAAACUUACUUGUGUGCAGUGCCAUGCCCUUUAUGGGUAUCUAUUUCCUGAAAGGUUUCCAAUGGGAAUAUCAAUCUGCACAAUGCAGAGUGGUCAAUUUUCUGGGAACUUUAUCCAUGCAUGUAAGUAUGUUUGUCAGCCUCUUAAUUUUAUGUUGGAUUGCCGUAAGCCGCUAUGCUACUUUAAUAAAAAAGGAUUCCACCCAAGAGACCACUUCAUGCUAUGAGAAAAUAUUUUAUGGCCGCUUACUAAAAAAAUUUCGCCAGCCCAACUUCGCUCGAAAACUGUGUAUUUACAUAUGGGGAGUUGUACUGGGCGUAAUUAUUCCCAUUAUCAUAUACUACUCAGUUGUAGAGGCUACAGAAGGAGGAGAGAGCCAGUGCUACAAUCAGAAGAUGGAACUGGGAGCCAUGAUCUCUCAGACUGCAGGUCUCAUUGGAACCACAUUCAUUGGAUUUGCAUUUUUAGUAGUACUAACCUCGUACUACUCUUUUGUCAGCCAUCUGAGAAAAGUAAGGGCCUGUACAUCCAUUAUGGAGAAAGACUUGACUUAUAAUUCUGUGCGAAGACAUCUUUUGGUCAUCCAGAUUUUACUGGUAGUUUGCUUUCUUCCAUAUAGUAUUUUUAAACCUAUUUUUUAUGUUCUGCACCAAAGUAAGGACUGUCUGCAGUUGAAUUAUUUAAUAGAAACAAAAAAUAUCCUCACCUGUCUUGCUUCAGCCAGAAGUAGCACGGACCCCAUCAUAUUUCUUUUCUUAGACAAAACAUUCAAGAAGACACUAUAUAAUCUUUUUACAAAACCUAAUUCACCACAUAUACAACCAUAUGGUUGACUUCUGGAUGGAAAAACACCACAGAAUAGAAAAAUGUUCGUGUGACUAUUAGGGACAUUAAAGUAAAUAAUUUACAUGCCAUAUCUUGGUUGACAACAGGCACCAAGAAAACCACUUUGGCUUUAUAAUAUAUAUAUAUAUGUAUAUGUAUAUAUUCACAGAACUCAAUUAAUAUUUCUUUGUACUGAAAGUGGAGAUGGCAACAAUUUUCAGAGGCAGAAGUCAAGCGUACUGGAAGGAUCUCACGCACAUGAAAUAAACCAACCAUUUCCUUUUUAAAUUCUUCUGUGGAUCUUCUGUUCAGAACAUAGUAUUUUCCAACUGUAGGAUGAAGAGGCAAAUGGCUUAUGGUUUGUCUGCUUUCUAGUAGAAUACAAAGGUCCAUCUGUAGUUAGUAUGUUCUGUUGGUAACUUUGAUAAACUUUAAAAAUGAGCACAAGAAAAAAUGAAUAAGAAAUAUUCUCAUUUAAGUCUUAUCUAAAUGUAUCUAAAUGUAUGAAUAAUACAGUAUAAAAAUACAAGAUUUAAUAACAUAUUAUUUAUUUAUUAUUAUCUGGUUCAUGUUACUGGGACAGGCAAUAUUCAUUGAUUCUGAUAAUUAUUAAGUAAAUGUUAUUAUAGGUAUGCUUAGAAUUUUAAUUAGGCUUUGACAAAAAGGUGAUAUAAUAUCAUUAUAUGUCCAUCUUUAUCACAUUUUAUUUGCUUUUGUAUCCAAUAUAAAUAAUGUUAUUAAUGAUAAUACCUGGCAAGUAGAAAUGUUCUAUUAAUUUUUGUGAAAUAAAUGAAUGAUAAAGCAUUGUAACAGUAUCAUAGUGUCACUUAGUAAGCACUUAUGUGCCAGGCAC
This is a messenger RNA of Chinchilla lanigera (long-tailed chinchilla), 2375 nucleotides long. It is a transcript of the gene Gpr82, whose product is annotated as G protein-coupled receptor 82. The coding region runs from base 520 to 1530 and encodes 336 amino acids. The transcript has 5 exons. Gene Ontology annotation, cellular component: membrane. Gene Ontology annotation, molecular function: G protein-coupled receptor activity. Lineage: Eukaryota; Metazoa; Chordata; Mammalia; Rodentia; Chinchillidae. Gene Ontology annotation, biological process: G protein-coupled receptor signaling pathway. The record is from RefSeq and is a predicted model, not a curated record.